Molecule: messenger RNA, 3696 nt
Organism: Lineus longissimus
Lineage: Eukaryota; Metazoa; Nemertea; Pilidiophora; Heteronemertea; Lineidae
Exons: 1
Coding region: 1-3696 (1231 amino acids)
Biological process (GO): DNA integration
Molecular function (GO): nucleic acid binding
Source: RefSeq, a predicted model, not a curated record
AUGGGCAUAGAUGAGAAGAAGAUGAUUCAGCUCCCUUUCGUUUACUCAAGACCUGCUCUGCCCGUGCCCGAGGAGUCUGUUAUUGCUCGGGGUGGUAUCGAUCGCUGGCCUCACCUCAGGGACUUAAAACUUCCGCUUAUUGAAUCGCCUAAAGUCACGCUACUCAUGGGUCAGGAUGUACCAGAGGCUCUAUUGCCCAUUUCAAUCAGAAAGGGGGGCCCCGGCGAGCCAUACGCUACUGAAACUGCCCUUGGUUGGACUUUGAACGGUCCCAUCGGACAAAUGCCUACUGUGUCAUCAUGCAACUUUGUUGCCAUGGAUCCCCUGGAGCGCCAGGUUGAGAAGUUUUGGAAAGUCGAGAACAAUACAGACUCUGUUGCCUUAUCUGUUGAGGACAGAAAGGUUGUGAGGACAUGGGAAGAAUCUAUAAGGCAAGUGGAUGGCCAUUACCAGCUACCCAUUCCAUUUCGAAUUGAGAAUCCGGAUCUCGCCAACAAUGUUACCGCUGCUAAACGUAGGCUGGAUUCGCUGCAACGGAAACUAGAACGUGACGAGAAGCUUUUUGCUGAGUACAAAAAGGGUAUUGAUGACCUUCUGGCGAAUGGCUUCGCGGAGAGGGUGCCAGAUGGUGAGCUUCAAGGUACCCCGGGUAAAACCUGGUACCUCCCGCAUCACGCUGUAUCGAAUCCGAAUAAGGACAAAAUACGAAUCGUCUUUGACUGUUCCGCGGAAUAUAAUGGGGCUUCGCUGAAUUCGAAGGUCAUGCAGGGCCCUGACCUCACCAAUAAACUAGUGGGCGUCUUGCUCAGAUUCAGAGAGGAGAAAACGGCGAUCAUGGCUGACAUCAAGGCUAUGUUCCAUCAGGUGAUGGUCGACCCUACUGAUCGAGAUGUCCUCCGGUUCCUAUGGUGGCCUGGAGGUGACAUGAGCAAAGAACCGGUCGCUUAUCGUUUACGUGUCCAUCUGUUUGGAGGGGUGUGGAGCCCCAGCGCGGCUAACUUCGCUGUGAAGCAGGCCGCUCUCGACCAUCGUGAUGAAUUCGACGAUAUCACAGUUGACAGUAUUAACAAUAGCCUUUAUGUCGAUGACCUGUGUAAGUCUGUGGUGUCUCCAGAAAUAGGCACUGAGCUGGCUGACCAGCUGUGCAAGCUGCUGAGGCUUGCAGGUUUCCAUCUCACGAAAUGGCUCAGUAAUGAUCGGGAUGUUAUUGGGUCGCUGCCAGAAGAGGACCGAGCGCCAAAAAUCAAAGAUCUGGACCUAGACAAUUCAGACAUACCAACCGAUCGUGUUCUGGGAGUAGUAUGGGACCCUGAGGCUGAUUCCCUCGGAGUCCGUGCCAAAGUCGUUGAUAAACCCUUAACGCGACGUGGGGUACUCAGUGUUGUUAGCUCCGUAUAUGACCCCAUGGGCAUCGUAAGCCCUUUUGUCUUACCUGCAAAGGUGCUCAUUCAGGAACUCUGUCGCCGAGGGGCUGGAUGGGACGAACCCCUGUCUAAGUGUGAAGUUACAGAGUGGGAACGCUGGAAAUGUGAUGUGAGAAAGCUCCAGAUAUUUUCUGUUAAUAGGUGUUUCCACCCUUGUGAUUUUGGUGAAGUUGCCAGCACAGAGCUUCACCAUUUUUCUGACGCCAAUGAGAAAGCCUAUGGAUCGGUCUGCUUCGUUCGCCAAACCAGUCACAAUGGUAAGAUUCAUUGCACCAUUGUCUUUGCCAAGUCAAAAUUGGCACCAUUGAACAGACUCACGAUACCCCGUCUCGAGUUGCUCGCUGCAGUCGAGGCAGUGAAAAUUGAUCAGAUGUUGAGACAGGAGCUGGAUAUUCCAAUCACAAGCUCAACAUUCUGGACUGACAGCAUGCUGGUACUUCAAUUCAUAAGCAAUGAAUCUAAAAGGUUCAAGACGUUUGUAGCUAACCGUGUUGCUUACAUUUGCUCACAUACUUCCCCUUCUCAAUGGAGGUAUGUCGAAACUGACAAAAAUCCCGGUGAUGAUGUCUCGCGUGGGAUGACUGCUGACCAAAUCCUGUCCUCGAAAAGAUGGGUUUCUGGUCCGGACUUUUUGUGGGACAAUAAUGUCAAGACAUCCAGCGUGGAUGUCCCAGUGAUGAAUGAGAACUGUGAGAUACGCAAAUCACAUGUUUUUGCUACUUGUACGAGUGGCGAGGAAUUGCAGGGUGUGGACAAGCUCCUGCAUUACUAUUCAUCGUGGAAUCGAUUGCGACAUGCGACUGCUUGGAUGUUACGUUUUAAACAGUUGCUGCUCCAGAGGGUCAGGAAAACGCCUGACCAAGUGCCCAGUGGCAGUCUCACUGUGGAGGAGAUCAAACAGGCUGAAAUCUCCAUUGUUAGAUAUGUUCAAAAAUCAGAGUAUGCGUCUGAGCUGCGUGAUCUUCAGAAUGGAAAGCAGAGUGUUAAGACUUCUAGUCCGCUGUAUGAGUUGGAGCCAUACCUUGAUAGUGCCGGAGUCAUGUGUGUCAGGGGUAGGCUUGAAAAUGCCCCUAUACCUGUAGGACAGCGACAUCAGAUGAUUGUGCCUACGGACUCUUAUCUUGCCAACUUGUUGGUGCAGCACAAUCAUGAAGUAGCAGGUCAUGCUGGUAGAGAAUAUGUGCUGUCUCUCCUGAGACAGAAGUUCUGGCUCCUGAAACCAAGGAACAUGGUGCAAAUGGUUCUUUCUGACUGUACCCACUGUCGCAGGAAAAAGGCCCGUUUGAUGAAACAGCGCAUGGCAAACUUGCCAUUGGAUCGUGUAAUGCCAUAUGAACCCCCCUUCAAGUAUGUAGGUUGCGAUUGUUUUGGCCCGUUUUUAGUCAAAAGGGGUCGGUCAUUCGUGAAGAGAUAUGGUUGCAUAUUCAAAUGCCUGGUGAUUAGGGCAAUUCAUAUCGAAGUGCUGCAUUCGAUGGAUACGGACUCUUUCAUCAAUGGUCUCAGGAGAUUCAUUGCUCGUCGUGAAGAAGCGUCGAAAAUUAGGUCAGAUAACGGGACAAAUUUUACCGGAGCUGACAGAGCCUUGAGAAAAUCGAUCGAUGAAUGGAACCAGAACCAGAUUGACAAAUUUCUUUCCCAAAGGGGAAUCCAGUGGGUUUUCAACCCUGCAGCAGCCAGUCACUUCGGAGGCUGUUGGGAGCGUCUUAUCCGCAGUAUUCGUUCGACGUUGACAUCCGUUAUGAACAUGCCUGCUGUGAAAAACCGAGUCCUCGGUGAUGAGGAACUCGCAACGUUCAUGUGUGAGGUCGAGUCUAUCGUAAACGGUAGGCCUAUUACAUGUGUGUCUGAUGAUGUUCGUGAUAUGGAGCCGCUUACUCCAAAUCACCUGUUGUUGAUGAGGUCAGGGGCUGUGCUGCCGCCUGGUGCCUUUGUUAGCCGUGACAUGUAUCGCUCUAAGUGGAAACAAGCCCAGUAUCUGGCUAACGUGUUUUGGGAACGUUGGGUUCAGGAAUACUUACCCACGCUACAACGGCGCUCAAAGUGGAUUGAAUCGGACAACUUGAGAAAUGGAGACGUCGUCUUGGUGCAGGAUGAGUCCACACCUAGGCAUCUGUGGCCGCUCGCCCGGGUGGUGGAAGUUUUUCCAGGCAAGGAUAAUCUGGUCAGGUCUGCUCGCGUCAAGACCAGGACCGCCACUUUGACCCGUCCGAUUCACAAGCUAAGCCUCUUGGAAUCUAGUGAGGAGAAGCAGCACUUGGAGGACGAUGCGUAG